CAGACUUUUCAGAUAUUCUCAUUGGCUCCUUCCAGUCACUAAUCCUAUAUCAUUUGUCCUGUCCUUCAACACAGCACCACAACACCGUUGGUACUACCGGUAGUACUAGCUAGUACCACCACAAAAACCACCCCUCAUCUUUGUUGCGACGUUGUCGCUGCUUCUUCCCCCAACGAGAACGACUAUUAGCAUACUGGCAAGAUAGCUAGCUACCAAGAUGAUGCCACCAAAGGUUAUUGCAAUUUCCGAAUGUAUCUUUGGCUUAUCCGUUCUGUCAUGUGCUGUGGCAAUCCGGCCGGAGGCAACGACUUGGACGGCCAGCAAUGGUUUCGUGGUGGUCAUUACGAUGUUGGGUAUCACGCUGCUUCUUCGUACUGCCGUGGUGACAGUUGCCUUUCCCUCUGAGGAGUGCCAAGAUAAUCCCAGCAUGAUUGCAAUGGGGAUUCAUUAUGCAUUCCUCAUGUUUGGCAGUCUGUCAUUCACGCUGCUACCCCUCUACUUGUCCAUUGUGCUGCUCCUACAACGACUUCGCCGAGCGCAGGAUGCCCAUGAAGAGAGCAUAAACAAUGACAACAGCAACAACCACAAUAAUAAUAAGAACAUUGAAGGGAGCGAAGACGUCAAAAUUGAAACCGAACAUUUGACUCAGCAACAGUAUUGGAUAUUUGCGGGUAUUUUGGUGCAGUUUUUUCCAAUUUUGGCUGGCAAGGUAUCAGUGCGAAUUUGGGGCGCCAAGCGAUUGGCGGAUGCCUGCUUGGGGCUGCCCGUUGUCGAGGCAAUCAAGGACGACGCAAAAAUAAUGAAAGCAACAGAACAAGCACCAUCCUUGGUGCACCGAGCUGUUCUGUUCAUGGAAUACGUUUGCAUGGGUUUGACCUUUGGUGCUGCUGCCAGCUAUGCCCUAUUGGACGAUCACGAGUUUUGGUGCGGGGCGGAAAAACACAACAACAGGACGGCUGGAGGGGAGUUCCUCAUGGGCAUCCGAUUUGCCAGCUUGUAUGCGUUUUAUGUACGGUUGUUUUUGCAUGCAUUGGUCUUGUAUCAAAUGGAGGACGCAUCUUUGAUUGCCACCAAAAGCCGAAAGGAUUGAGCAAAUGUACCGAUUUUACAGUAUCGAAAAGUGCAGGUCAAGCAUCAAUAAACUCCGGGCACACUUUAGAGUACUGAACAACAAGGUAUUGUGGUCCUUGGGGCAGGGGUGACCAUUAUUUAAAAGCGCAUCUUCGAGGACAUAUCCGGCAGCGUCCUGGCCGACUUCGUAGCUCAGCAUUGCACUGGUUGAAAGGUGCAGUGGAAAGAUCCUAUCAUUGCGUGUUUGGUUGAUUUGCCACCUGAACAAGAACACAGCUACAUGUAGACACGCAUAAUUCAUACCCUUUUGAGAUGCUUCUGGAAAGUCGAGUCCAGCGCUUACUAUUCUUCCCACACCAGCUUCACGACCAACACCAGGCUAGUGUAGAGUGCUUACCUCACAAGAGGCGCAACAACAAACAAGUCUCCUGGACAUGCGGCAGGUAGGGGUCAUCAAAGUUGGACCUUGCCUUGAUGCAUUUAUUUGUGGAUGUCCAACACAUAGAGCGUAGGCUUGAUCGUAUGCGAAUUUGCGGUCAAUGACCAUGGAGGCCUCAAGCAACAGAAAGAACACCAAUA
This is a messenger RNA of Seminavis robusta, 1650 nucleotides long. The record is from the annotation of a GenBank genome assembly. Lineage: Eukaryota; Bacillariophyta; Bacillariophyceae; Naviculales; Naviculaceae.